AUGCCAAAUCGAAUCGACGCCGUUCUCGGCGAGCUCAGAGAGUCAGGACGGACCGCGCUGGCGCCGUUCAUCACGAUCGGUUUCCCGGACGUGCCAACCUCUGAGGCGCUCGCUCGGACAAUCCUGGAGUCCGGCGGCGACAUGCUUGAGCUGGGGGUUCCCUUUAGCGAUCCGCUGGCGGACGGCCCUACCGUUCAGAUGACAAGGGUGGAGUCGCCGCUGAUCUUAAUGGGGUACUACAACCCAUAUCUCAGCUAUGGCCCGGAGAGAUUUCUAGACGACGCGGCCGCUGCCGGACUCGACGGAAUGAUCGUGCCGGACCUGCCUACCGAGGAGUCGGCGCAGUUCGGGGCGAUGGCCGCAGAUCGUGGCAUCCAUCUGAUCCCGAUGCUGGCGCGACAGCUCCGAUGA
Molecule: messenger RNA, 411 nt
Organism: Geodia barretti
Lineage: Eukaryota; Metazoa; Porifera; Demospongiae; Tetractinellida; Geodiidae
Source: the annotation of a GenBank genome assembly